AUCGCGUUCGCGUUUCCAUCCCCAUCUCCAUCUCCUCCUCCUCGCCGCAUUCGCAUCUCCCUCCUCUCGCCGCCGCCGCCACCGCCACCGCCGCCGCUCCCUUCCUGCCAUUACCGCCCGUGCCCCUCACCCCCCUUUGCCCCUCGAUCUCUCCCCCCUAGGGUAGGGUAGGGGCUUGCCUCCGAUUCCGUACGGACACACCCUACCUAGGGUAGGGUAGGGGUAGGGGUAGGGUUGAUAGAGAGAGGUUCCGGGAUGACGGCCGGCGAGGGCUGCGCGGCCCGACGCGGGUGAUCCGCUCUCACGCGGGGAGCCCCUCUCGCGCGCGCUUGCUUCACGUGGGGGAUCCCGUCGCGGCUAUCCCUCCUCUCCUCUCUUCUUCCCCCUUCUAGUCUAGUUUAGGGUUUUCUAUCUAUCCAUCUAGAUUUUGAUCUUCCCCUCCUCGCUGCUUCCCCUCGCCCUUCUGACCUGGCGCAGAUGUUUUCCCACGGCGCUGAUUCCGCCCACGACGCCGGCGCCGUCAGCACCGGUGCCUCCGGCGUCCCCACGCGCUUCGUCUGGCCCUACGGUGGCAAGAGGGUCUACCUCACCGGCUCCUUUACCAGGUGGACAGAACAUUUGCCAAUGUCUCCUGUUGAAGGUUGUCCCACCGUUUUUCAGGCCAUAUGCAGUUUGUCCCCUGGGAUUCAUCAGUACAAGUUUUGUGUGGAUGGGGAAUGGCGGCACGAUGAGCGGCAACCUACCAUAACAGGAGACUAUGGUGUGGUUAACACUUUAUGCUUGACUAGGGACUUUGACCAGAUAAAUACAAUAUUGAGCCCUAGUACACCUGGAAGUAGGAUGAACAUGGAUGUGGACAACGACAAUUUUCAACGUACUGUUUCUUUGUCUGAUGGCAUUAUUCAGGAAGGUCCUCAGAGAAUUUCAGAGGCAGCUAUACAGAUCUCUAGGUGUCGUGUAGCGGAUUUUCUGAAUGGACAAACUGGGUAUGAUUUACUCCCAGAUUCUGGCAAGGUCAUUGCUCUAGACGUUAAUUUGCCUGUGAAGCAAUCUUUUCAUAUUCUUCAUGAACAGGGAAUUCCUGUGGCACCUCUAUGGGAUUCAUUCAGGGGCCAGUUUGUUGGCCUUUUGAGCCCACUGGAUUUUAUACUCAUAUUGAGAGAGCUGGAAACUCAUGGCUCCAAUCUGACAGAAGAGCAGCUUGAAACACAUACUAUAUCUGCGUGGAAGGAGGCCAAGCGUCAAACUUAUGCCAGAAACGAGGGUUCUUGGAGGGCAAAUCACCAUUUAGUUCAUGCCACCCCUUAUGAAUCCCUGAGGGAAAUUGCUAUGAAGAUACUGCAAAACGGUGUUUCUACCGUUCCAAUUAUGUUUUCCUCAUCACCAGAUGGCUCAUAUCCACAAUUGUUGCAUCUUGCUUCCCUUUCUGGAAUUUUGAAAUGUAUUUGUAGAUAUUUUAAAAAUUCUCAAGGUAAUUUACCUAUUUUGAGCCAACCUGUAUGCACAAUUCCUCUGGGUACCUGGGUUCCAAAAAUUGGUGAUCCUAAUGGCCGUCCAUUGGCUAUGUUGCGGCCUAACACAUCUCUUAGCGCUGCCCUGAAUUUGCUGGUUCAAGCUGGUGUGAGCUCAAUACCAAUUGUGGAUGACAAUGACUCACUGCUUGACACAUAUUCCAGAAGUGACAUCACAGCUCUUGCAAAAGACAAGGUGUACACACACAUUCGCCUAGAUGAGAUGACCAUUCAUCAGGCUCUGCAGCUUGGACAGGAUGCAAAUUCGCCCUUUGGAUUCUUUAACGGGCAAAGAUGUCAGAUGUGUCUCCGGUCUGACACUUUGUUGAAAGUGAUGGAGCGAUUAGCUAAUCCUGGGGUGCGCCGUGUUUUCAUUGUGGAAGCUGGUAGCAAACGUGUGGAGGGCAUAAUAUCACUGAGUGAUAUUUUCAAGUUCUUGCUGAGCUAAGUGAAAAUGCCCGAGCCAUCUGUGUUUUGUUCUCACAACUGCCGGAGUUAACAAUAGCAGAAAAAAAUUGUGAAUCUCCAACAUCGAUCUCUCUGGCUUUUGGAUCAGACAGGUGUCUUUUCCCGAUAAUGGCCAACCAGAGUCUGUAAAGUCUUUUUUUUUUCCCUUGCCCCUUCGUUACCAAAAUGUCUGGUGAUUUUUAUUUAUUGGAUUGUUUUGCUGCUUGCUCGGUUUCUGAGCCCCCCAAGGAGUUAGUAGCUCUGUUGAAAGGGUGGGAUGGGCGCUUAGAGACAUAUUUUAGCAUGAAUCAUCAUCACAGGGAAGUAAGAAUUGAAGGAAAGAGGGGAUGCUCUGAAGCAAGAAGGAUGAAUUCAAUGUGUUGUUUUUGCUCAACAACCGUUUUUUUGGCGGGCAGUGUUGCAACCAUGAAAGGAGAAAUUACAGUCGGCUCCUUGCUUGUUAGACAAAAAAAAAAAAGAAAAAAAAGAAGAGAAAAACUAUUGGAUAUCUGAUGAUGUAGUGACUGAGAAGCAGGAGUGGAGUUGUGUAAAACCUGUACCACCUGAUUUUUAUGUCUAAACCGCAGCUUACUCAUUUUCCUUGUC
Messenger RNA from Oryza sativa Japonica Group (Japanese rice), 2564 nucleotides. RefSeq names its product sucrose nonfermenting 4-like protein. The record is from RefSeq and is a predicted model, not a curated record. Lineage: Eukaryota; Viridiplantae; Streptophyta; Magnoliopsida; Poales; Poaceae.